This is a messenger RNA of Ziziphus jujuba (common jujube), 993 nucleotides long. RefSeq names its product F-box protein SKIP23-like. Gene Ontology annotation, molecular function: protein binding. Lineage: Eukaryota; Viridiplantae; Streptophyta; Magnoliopsida; Rosales; Rhamnaceae. The transcript is spliced from 3 exons. The record is from RefSeq and is a predicted model, not a curated record. The coding region runs from base 1 to 993 and encodes 330 amino acids.
AUGAGGGAGGGUAAGGAGAUGGGUGGUAGGAUCACUAGGAGGCCAUGGUCCGAUCUUCCAAAGGAACUGUUGGAAAUCAUAGCAGACUUUCUCCUUAGCAAAGUCGGUGUUUCCCAAUUCCGUGCAGUCAGCAAAUCAUGGCUAUCCUCCAUUCCUCUCUUACAAAAUCUCUUCUCUUUCCGUAUCUAUAUUCCCUACUUAAUCCGUUACCAUCAUCACGCCAUACUCACUGAAAGCAGCAUCUACCUUAUUGCACCUCCUUCGUCAUCCAAUUCACAAGUUUCCACUUCCAUUCCGCUUCAUGGGGCUGGCUAUUGGAUUAUGAAGACGUCAUUCUGUAUGAGAAAAGAAUUCUGUGCUGUGGACAAGGAUGGAAGAGCAGUAAUAGUGAUUAAUAAUUCCUCUUUAGAGGUAAUAGAGAUUGCAUCUCCAUUGAAGGGUGAAAGAAACUGUCACAAAAAAAUCUUAGUGGAAUCAGCUGGGGAUCUACUUCUGGUUGAAAGAUUACGAAUACAGCCAUAUUUUAAGGGUUUCAAGCUGAAAGUAAAAGACAAAGAAUGGGUGGAGACAAAGAGCUUGGAUGACAGGGUCAUGUUUUUAGGUGGUGAUUGUUGCUUCUGCGUUGCUGCUAAAGAUUUCGGGAAUGGAUGCAAUGGUCGGUUUGAUUAUGAAGAUGGUAUCGUGUGUAAAAACAAAUUUUCUGCUGUGGAUAAAGAUGGAAGAGCUGUAGUGAUUGAUUCUUCUUUGAAUGUAACAGAGAUUUCAUCUCCAUUGAAGUGUAGGGGGAUCAAUCACACAAAGAUUUUAGUACAAUCGCUUACGGACCUUAUUUUUUUGAUUGAAAGGUUACAGAAGAGGACCAAUUUCAAGGUUUUUAAGCUCAAAGUGGAAGACAAAGAAUGGAUGGAGGUGAAAAGCUUGGAUAACAGGAUUAUUUUUUUAGGUGAUGACUGUAACUUCUGUGUUGCUGCCGAAGAUUUUGGCGAUGGAUGA